Molecule: messenger RNA, 2937 nt
Organism: Mesoplodon densirostris (Blainville's beaked whale)
Lineage: Eukaryota; Metazoa; Chordata; Mammalia; Artiodactyla; Ziphiidae
Gene: LAMTOR1
Product: late endosomal/lysosomal adaptor, MAPK and MTOR activator 1
Exons: 5
Coding region: 145-543 (132 amino acids)
Biological process (GO): regulation of receptor recycling; cholesterol homeostasis; lysosome organization
Cellular component (GO): membrane raft; lysosome; late endosome membrane
Molecular function (GO): molecular adaptor activity; guanyl-nucleotide exchange factor activity
Source: RefSeq, a predicted model, not a curated record
CGGCGGCUAAGUUCCUCUGGGAAGGGGUAGGCGCGGGGGCGGUGGUUAUUUGCUGGAUGCAGGCGCGGGUCAUGUGACCGGAAGGGCUCCUGACGGACGCCGUCCCUCCUCGGCGCGGCCUAAGCGCCCGGCCCGACCCCCGCCAUGGGGUGCUGCUACAGCAGCGAGAACGAGGACUCGGACCAGGACCGAGAGGAGCGGAAGCUGCUGCUGGACCCUAGCAGCCCACCCACCAAAGCCCUCAAUGGAGCCGAGCCCAACUAUCACAGCCUGCCUUCCGCUCGCACCGAUGAGCAGGCGCUGCUCUCCUCCAUCCUCGCCAAGACAGCCAGCAACAUCAUCGACGUGUCUGCUGCAGACUCCCAGGGCAUGGAGCAGCAUGAGUACAUGGACCGGGCAAGGCAGUACAGCACCCGCCUGGCUGUGCUGAGCAGCAGCCUGACCCAUUGGAAGAAGCUGCCGCCGCUGCCGUCCCUCACCAGCCAGCCUCACCAAGUGCUGGCCAGCGAGCCUGUCCCCUUCGCCGACUUGCAGCAGAAAUAGAGGAAGCUGGCUUGCUUCUCACCUAGACGCGUCCCACUUGAGAACCCACAAGAAGUUUGAUGCCUCUGAGCAAGACUGGAUACUUUUCUCAAGUUGGGACCCCAGAGUUCAGCACUACAGGACAUGGAUUUUAGCUUAAAACACUUAAGGGUGGAUUUUUACCAUUAAUCUUGACCAUCAGAGAACCUCAGUGCAGUUCCAAAGGACUUCUGAUUUUAUGUAGCACCAGCUCCUGAAGCAUUUUUCUGGAUGAGUUAGUAUUAAAAAUAGAGCCCCGGGGCUUCCCUGGUGGCACAGUGGUUAAGAAUCUGCCUGCCGAUGCAGGGGACACAGGUUUGAGCCCUAGUCCGGGAAGAUCCCCCAUGCCGCAGAGCAACUAAGCCCGUGCGCCACAACUACUGAGCCUGCACUCUAGAGCCCGUGAGCCACAACUACUGAGCCUGUGUGCCACAACUACUGAAGCCCGCGCGCCUAGAGCUUGUGCUCCGCAACAAGAGAAGCCACCACAAUGAGAAGCUCGUGCACUUCAACAAAGAGUAGCCCCUGCUCGAUGCAACUAAAGAAAGCCCGAGUGCAGCAACGAAGACCCAAUGCAGCCAUAAAUAAAUACAUACAUAAGUAAAUUUAUUUAUUUAUUAAAGAUAAAAUGGAGCCCCAAGUAGCUGGACAAAUUUGCCCAUUGGAAAGGGUUAUUAGUCUUCUCCAUUUAAACAGCAGCCCAGGCUGUGAGCUAGUAUUGUGUCUUAUUCAUCAUCUAACACAGAACCUGGCUUACAGCAGGCACUCAGGAAAUGUUUGUGGGAGGAAUGAAUGAGAAACUGCCAAAUACAAGGAUUUCUGUUUUGGGAGUGUUGAUGCUAAGCUGCACUUUCUAACAAUUGGCUCCGAGGUUCAGCUAUUUCAGUCCACACCUCAUUCACAGUAAGAUAUUUAAUUCAAUUCUUCAAACAUUUGUUGAGCGCCUGCUGCCCUAUGCUUGACCAGAAGGAAUGAAGCCAAGAUGCAAAUAAUAGAACCCUGUCUGUAAAGAGCACAGGAAAUCCUGCUGGGUUGCUAUUGAUUGUGGCAAACCAGCCUGCAUCCAGUUCUAAGAAACAGCUGCCUACUUAGUGAAUACUUCAUGUUUCAGCACUCAGCUCUACUAUACCCUCUUUGAUGAAGACUUUCUUUCCAGAUAAAAUUGAUCAUUGUGCCCUGUAUCAGAUUGAUUCCCUUGAUGAACUCUGUCAUGGUCUCCCCUGUAUCCAUCUCUUUUGCCCUCUAACUUUGUAGUUCCAUCCACUCUGAUGCUGGGUUCAGCCAUGCAACUUGCUUUGGCCAACAGGAUGUUGGUAAACAUGAAGCAAAUAGAAGCUUAAAGAGAGGACUUGCCCUGUGCUCUUUGCCAGUGCCGAGAGAAUAUGGUUAGCCUGCUGGAGGGAUAUGAGAAACGUGUAGGUGAGAUACGUGAAAAAGAGAGCCAGGGAUCCCAGGUGAGGCCGUCCUAGAUUAGCCUAUAGCCAGCCUACCCGAAGGCAAGAUCAGGAGAGUCACCCAACCCACAUGUGACUGCAAACACAUGAAUGAGCCCUGCCAAGACCAGAAGAAACACAUGGCUGACUCAGAGACUUGGAAGCAAUAAUAAAUGUUUAUUGUUUUAAGCCACCAUGUUUUUGGAUGGUUUGUUACACAACAAUAACUAAUUGAUAUACGCCCCCACUGUACUUUGAAUAAAAUUUCAUCACAGCCUGUUUCCUUAUCUGUAAAUUGGAGACAAACCCUGUCUUGAGAGCUGUUGUAUGUCCUGUAGCAGGUGUUCAAUAAAUUGAACCAUUUGUACUCUCUGUACUCAUUUCUUUAUAACCUACUUCCUGUUCCCUCCCUGUAAGCUUGAGGACAGGGAAAGAAGUCAGACUUCUUUCUCUGUUCCCACCAUUACCCUGCACCAAGCUGCGUAUUCACUAAAGCCUUGAUGGAUAAAUGGAGAAAUGAAAGAAAUGAAGGAAUAAAUGAAUGAUAUCUUCAAGGUGUCACAUAGUGAACCUGACUGCUGGGGAGAAUUGAUGAGCCUUGAGGUUGCCUUACUCGCUCCAGUGGCUAUGUUUUUGGAGUCAGUCUUUCCCAGCUGCUGUUCAGCCUCAUGACCAGGAGCUGGUCAGACCCUAGCGCCUUCCUCAUUUGUCUACAUUGACUGAAUUGAUGAAUGACAGGGUUAGGGGCAUACCUGCUCUGUUUUGGAGUUUUUCUUCUCCCGAUUGGAAAUAUCAUUCACUGUUUUUCUUUUUUAAUUUUAAAAGUUAACGUGAUAGCUGAAUAAAGUCAAACAACAUAGAGAGAUACAUCAAGUGAAAACUAAAAGUGUGGCUCUCCAUCUCACUCUCCAAGAACGCUCAUGAUUUACAGUUUGGGAAUAUA